GCUCCCCGCGCUCCCCGACCGCGCUCGCCGCAGCCCCGACCUGGCCGCCGCGCUCGCCCCGCCAUGCCGAACAUCGUGCUGUUCAGCGGCAGCUCCCACCACGACCUGUCCCAGCGGGUGGCGGACCGGCUCGGGCUGGAGCUGGGCAAGGUGGUCACCAAGAAGUUCAGCAACCAGGAGACCAGUGUAGAGAUUGGUGAAAGUGUGAGAGGGGAAGAUGUUUAUAUUAUCCAGAGUGGCUGUGGAGAAAUAAAUGACAACUUAAUGGAACUACUCAUCAUGAUCAAUGCUUGCAAGAUUGCAUCAUCCUCCAGAGUGACUGCUGUAAUUCCAUGUUUUCCCUAUGCCAGGCAAGAUAAGAAAGACAAGAAGGGGUCCGUGGAGCGUUGGAGCCGUGCCCCAAUCUCUGCAAAACUUGUAGCCAACAUGCUGUCGGUUGCAGGGGCUGACCACAUCAUCACCAUGGACUUGCACGCUUCUCAGAUCCAGGGUUUCUUUGACAUUCCAGUAGAUAACCUGUAUGCAGAACCUGCGGUCCUGCAGUGGAUUAAAGAGAACAUUCCUGAGUGGAGAAACUGUAUCAUCGUCUCACCUGAUGCAGGUGGUGCAAAAAGGGUUACUUCAAUUGCUGACAGACUGAAUGUGGAAUUUGCUCUCAUUCAUAAGGAAAGAAAGAAGGCAAAUGAAGUGGACAGAAUGGUCUUGGUUGGUGAUGUGAAAGACAGAGUAGCAAUUCUUGUUGAUGAUAUGGCUGACACAUGUGGCACAAUAUGUCAUGCAGCAGACAAGUUAAUGUCUGCUGGAGCUACUAAAGUUUAUGCCAUUCUGACUCAUGGCAUCUUUUCUGGUCCUGCCCUCUCUCGGAUUAAUAAUGCAUCAUUUGAGGCUGUUGUGGUAACCAACACAAUCCCCCAAGAAGAGAAAAUGAAACAUUGCCCAAAAAUACAGUUUAUUGACAUUUCCAUGAUCCUGGCAGAGGCAAUUCGAAGAACACACAAUGGUGAAUCAGUGUCUUACCUGUUCAGUCACGUCCCCUUGUAACUGCAGGGGAUUACACUGCAUUUUUGCAAAGGUCUCUUAAGCUAGCACUGUUUUCAACCAGGAGAAAUUAUCUUUGUACAAUUUGAGAGCUUGUAUGUUUAAUUGUCAUAUUUGUCUUGUAAUUAACAUUUGUUCUUUGUAAAUGGGAAAUAAAUCUCCAUCUUGCAGAAACCUUA
Molecule: messenger RNA, 1217 nt
Organism: Taeniopygia guttata (zebra finch)
Lineage: Eukaryota; Metazoa; Chordata; Aves; Passeriformes; Estrildidae
Gene: PRPS2
Product: phosphoribosyl pyrophosphate synthetase 2
Biological process (GO): ribonucleoside monophosphate biosynthetic process; 5-phosphoribose 1-diphosphate biosynthetic process; purine nucleotide biosynthetic process
Cellular component (GO): cytoplasm; ribose phosphate diphosphokinase complex
Molecular function (GO): magnesium ion binding; ATP binding; ribose phosphate diphosphokinase activity
Source: RefSeq, a predicted model, not a curated record